AGCGCUUCAGAAAAUAACGCAAAUUCUAUCUCGUCUUUAAAGAUAGCAUACAUGUUUUGUGAAUUCUGUGUUCUCUGUAUUUGAUGUAGGUGUGGUUGGGAAGAGACACUUAUAACGGAUUAUAAACUUACUGGACUAUACGUGUUCAAAAAUAUUUUAAGGUUUAUAAACGCGUGACGUUUAAUAUAUAUUUGACGGACUUAUUUAUUUACAAUUUAUGAAACAUUAGAUGUGUUAUAUUUAAACAUUUAUUGUUUUGUGACUGCAAGACUUAGCAUUGCUGUUUUAUAUCUAGGACAUCAUAUAUGAAAUUCUUACCUGUUACUAAUGAUUUUCCCAGGGAGUAACCCGGAAUCAAGCCAAAUGGCUUAUAAUCCAUUUUUACUUCACAGGCCGUCGGACUACAGUGGCAUGAACUCAUUGCUGGCUGCUCAAGCCAACUAUCUUCCAGGGCUGGCUGGAUUUCAGCACCCGGGACUUGCAAGUUCGAUUCUCCCAAAACUUCAACAGAGCAUGGGCAGGUCCCCGAUCACACCUGCGGACUUACUAGGACCUUACCAACAUCUGAGACCGAUAAGGAGUCUCGAGCCUCCAGAGUCCGAGGUUCAGGAUGACCCUAAAGUAGAACUUGAAGGCAAAGAUUUGUGGGAACAAUUUAAUACAUUAGGAACUGAAAUGGUUAUUACAAAGUCUGGCAGACGAAUGUUCCCGCCAUAUAAAGUGCGUGUGACUGGUUUGGACAAACGCGCCAAGUACAUUCUGCUCAUGGAUACCGUUGCAGUCGACGACUGCCGAUAUAAGUUUCAUAAUUCAAGAUGGAUGGUCGCCGGAAAAGCGGAUCCGGAAAUGCCAAAGCGGAUGUACAUCCAUCCAGACUCUCCAAGCACAGGAGAGCAAUGGAUGCAGAAAGUCGUGUCGUUCCAUAAACUGAAGCUCACCAACAACAUCUCGGACAAACAUGGCUUCGUAAGUACGAUACUCAACUCGAUGCACAAGUAUCAACCUCGUUUUCAUCUAGUCCGAGCAAACGACAUUCUCAAGUUGCCAUACAGUGCUUUCCGCACAUACGUGUUCAAAGAAACUCAGUUCAUAGCUGUCACGGCUUACCAAAACGAAAAGAUCACCCAGUUGAAAAUAGAUCACAAUCCAUUCGCAAAAGGGUUUCGUGAUACUGGAAGUGGCAGACGAGAGAAAAAACGACUUAUGCUCCAGUCACACCAUCAACAGCAACAGAACUGCCACAGCACAGAUGAUCAGACGAUUUCAGAGCGUGCCAGUGACACAGCUCACAGUGAUGACGAGGACAAUGAAAUAUGUGUCGUAGAAACAGACGACAAACCGUGCAGUUCAGAUGAUUCCUAUACACAUCUCACUUCCGGUCCCUCCCCAGCUGACCUUACAAGUGCAAGAAUUGAUCACAGACUGGACACCACAAAGUCGAACACGAGUCAUGAAGAUUCAGAAUCGGAAUCUGAUGACAAACACGAGACAUCAAUGGAACACAAUCAUGAACCGGUGUUCACAUCGCCAAUCAAAUCAACAUUUCCGAGAAAAAUAAGCGAAAGUGACUUUGUAAGCAGUUUUGAUAGAAAUAAAUCUCCAGAAAUUCACAGCCACACAAGUAACCCGGCUCUUCAGCCAUCCACAUCUAGUCCUAUUGACUUGAAUAGAAAUAAUGAGGAUAGUGACCGGCAUAGCCCUUUUGACCGGGAACCAAAGGACAGGAGUCCGUACUGUUCAGAUAGUGAUGAUAAUAUUCACCAUAAAAGUUAUUCUGAUAGAAACGAUAAUGACAAUGAAAAAUCGUCAGAGAGACUAGAUCACGGUUGUGAAUCUGCUACAAGUAGACUUUUAAUGAAGGAACAUACAAGUCCACCAAAUGUAACGGUGGUGCAGCCAUCAGUUACACAUCCAAUGUUUCCAUACUUCUAUCCCCAUGGUUACCCUAAUACUACGUCAUCACUUCCAUAUCACAUGUUAUUAAAUCAAGGCAGUUCAUCACUGGCUGCUCAUGGACUUUAUCUCCCGACCUCCCACGGAGAGCUCAAUCACUUAUCACCGACCCACGGAUUAUCGGCUUUCGGACAGAUACCCAUGCCUGGACAUCCGUUAUAUCCGAACUUAUCACCAACAUUUAGUAGCAGUACUUCUAGUUCUUUAUCUGGUUCACAUCUAGGGACAUUGUUCGCUUCUAGAUCAAACAACAGAUUUUCUCCAUAUUCUUUCCCCAUGACAAAAACUACAAUGGCAACAAGUACGUCACCACUGACGUCAUCGGGAUAUAACCUUGGACCAAGGUCACCAACAUCACCAACUGCAACACAGUCUAGUCUAGGAAGUCUUAGCCGACCUUCACCUGUAAGAAGCAGAAGUCCUGUGCACGCAGCGCCGUCAUCUAAUCCCAAUAGUGAACUUAAAAGUAUAGAGCGCAUGCUCAGUGUCUUAGACCGGAAACGAGAAGUUGGUCCUGAUUCAACGGGCGCAAUUGUUGAAAAGUGACUAAAAGGACACUUAUAAACCAAACUUACUUCUUCAUGAUCUGCAGAAUGUAUCUGCGCCAGUGGUAGGCGAUUAAGAUGGCGAAAAUUCUGCCGAUAGUGCUGCGAUUAUUUUGACGUCAUCGGUGACGUCAUUAACGGGAGUGUACCAGAAGUGUCUCAGUUUACCAAAGUACAGUUUCAUCAGCAUUAUAUAAAUGUUGUAAUAUAUGAUCAUUCAAAUGAGAAACACUAAACUGUGUUCAAGAGCAAACGUUCAUAGAUAUAAUGAGAUCUUACAUUUACGGACGCCAUGAUUUGUAGACAUUAAUUCAUGACAUCACGUGAGAAAGGACUGCUUUAAUUAGCCAGAUAUUUCUUGUUAUUUAUUUUGGAGAUGUUGUGUUAUUGUAUGGUAACAUUUUAUGAACUAUUUUGUAUAGAUAUAUUUAAAGAUUUUAUAUAUAAAGAGGGCUAUGUGCAAAGGUUCAGAUGUUACUAUAAAUAGACAUUCUGUUUUUGCCAUCCGAGAUUUCACCAGAAACUGGUUAAAGUUGGGUUUCAACAUUGAUGCCUAUUUAUAGGAAAAAAAUAUCUGAACAUUUUAAAUGGCAGGGAGUUUUCAUACACCUAAAUAGUUAUUGCAAAAAUAAAUCAUGGAAAUUCUAACUUGAAAAUAAAUAAACACAAGAAGUCUGUUUGGUCUAAAGUCAGUUUAUUCUGACACAAAAACGAGCUAAAUUGACCCUCUCAGGCCAAACUAAGGACGUUUUAGCCACGGAGCUUUUAGGCAAAUGUACUUAAAUAAUAGUGAAUGCUAGUAAAAUAUACGAUCCAAUUCGAAUGUUAUUUUUUUUUUACUUCAAACUUCAUUCAUAGUAUAUUUCUUGAUUUGAUCUAAAGUUUAGAAAGACAUUUAUUUCUUUUUUUAUAUACAUGUAUUAAAGAAAGGUGCUUAUGAAAGGAUUUUGAUACAGGGUCGUUACUAUAGAAACAUUAUUCUUUAGUAUCAUUCAUUUUCCCUAGUCAAGCUGAGGUUAGUUAGAUUUGUAUUAAUUGCUAUCAAAUACAGAAGUGUUUUUUUUUUCAAAGAAAGUCCAUUUUUUUAAUUUUACUUUCAGAAGUUUAUGACUAUCAUUUCUAAAUUAUGUAAGUGGCAUUGUGUGACAUAUACCAAGAAUUAAUGUCACUUGAAGGUUUAAAAACCAGUUAUUUAAAAAGCAUUGGAAUGAGUACGCAUUGGCAGACAGUCUUAUUGUCUUGUUGUUGUUUAGUAUUUACAAAUUUAAGGCUAUGCCUUUGAUUGUUGAUGCAUUAUUUCGUAUUUGUUUUCAACUGAACAUUUAAUUUAUUAAUUGAAUAAAUGAUGAUAGGGAGAAAACACAGUGUGAACUUUAAAUAAUGCAUUGACAUUAUAAUAUGUGAGGAGAAUGGAUCCGCGAAUCUUGGGGAAAUAUUGUUUUAAUUGUGUAUUUGUUACAUGUAUAUUAUUUGUUUUUACUUGACUCGUUGUGCUAUUUGUGUAUAAUUUUGGAGAAUGUCUGAUGUAUAUACGCACCAUGUGACGACACUGAAAUAAAACACAUGAAACUAAAAGGU
Mercenaria mercenaria is the source of this 4076-nucleotide messenger RNA. RefSeq names its product T-box transcription factor TBX2-like. Lineage: Eukaryota; Metazoa; Mollusca; Bivalvia; Venerida; Veneridae. Bases 328 to 2499 code for a protein of 723 amino acids. Gene Ontology annotation, cellular component: nucleus. The record is from RefSeq and is a predicted model, not a curated record. The transcript has 6 exons. Gene Ontology annotation, biological process: cell fate specification; positive regulation of DNA-templated transcription; regulation of transcription by RNA polymerase II. Gene Ontology annotation, molecular function: DNA-binding transcription factor activity, RNA polymerase II-specific; RNA polymerase II cis-regulatory region sequence-specific DNA binding.